Molecule: messenger RNA, 4895 nt
Organism: Siniperca chuatsi (mandarin fish)
Lineage: Eukaryota; Metazoa; Chordata; Actinopteri; Centrarchiformes; Sinipercidae
Gene: gtpbp2b
Product: GTP binding protein 2b
Exons: 12
Coding region: 213-2078 (621 amino acids)
Biological process (GO): translational elongation
Molecular function (GO): translation elongation factor activity; GTP binding; GTPase activity
Source: RefSeq, a predicted model, not a curated record
GAGGUGUUUCCGGCCUGGCGGAGCGGAUGAUGCUGAGGAGAGAGCAUCCUCCGCUGCAGGUCUGCGCCCAGACAGGCCGGUUGUUUUGGCGGAUGUGAUGUUAGACAGAGGAGCGUUAUCGUUAUUAUUCAGAUGUGAUUUCGUUACCGUGAGUUCAGACCGCUCCCGGUGAUCUCACGUUUCAGACGGCCGGCGACACCCUGAGCUCGGCGAUGGUGGAUUUGUCCGAGAGUGGUGCAGUGUCCCCCGGACACAGCAGACACGGACAGGGCUCCGGUAACAACGGGAAGAAAACGUCGAAAAAGUCGAGAACGAGAAGAGGAAAACGGGGCAGGAGAAGAAGGAAUAAAAAGAACAACAGGAACAACAAAACACCACCUCCGUAUUUUCCACCGGAGGCUGAAGAAGGAAACAUUGAGUACAAGCUGAAGCUGGUUAACCCCACUCAGUAUCGCUUCGAGCAUCUGGCCACGCAGCUGAAGUGGCGUCUGCAGGAGGGCCGCGGCGAGGCCGUCUACCAGAUCGGAGUGGAAGACAACGGCCUGCUGGUCGGCCUGACCGAGGCCGACAUGAAGGCCUCGCUCAAGACCUUAAAGAGGAUGGCAGAGAAAGUCGGUGCCGACAUCACUCUCCUCCGAGAGAGGGAGGUGGACUACGACUCGGACAGAAACACCCGCAAAAUCGCAGAAGUCCUGGUUCGAAAAGUUCCCGAUGAUCAGCAGUUCCUGGACCUGCGGGUGGCGGUUCUGGGGAACGUGGACUCGGGGAAGUCGACCCUGCUGGGCGUCCUGACUCAGGGCGAGCUGGACAACGGCCGAGGCCGAGCGCGGCUCAACCUCUUCAGGCAUCUGCACGAGAUCCAGACCGGACGCACCUCCAGCAUCAGCUUCGAGAUCCUGGGCUUCAACAGCAAAGGAGAGGUUGUGAACUACAGCGAGUCUCGGACAGCUGAGGAGAUCUGCGAGAGCUCCUCCAAGAUGAUCACCUUCAUCGAUCUGGCCGGACACCACAAGUACCUGAAGACGACCAUCUUCGGCCUCACCAGCUACUGCCCCGACUUCGCCAUGCUGGUGGUGAGCGCCAACACCGGCAUCGCCGGUACGACCCGGGAGCACCUGGGCCUGGCCAUGGCGCUGAAAGUUCCCAUCUUCAUCGUGGUCAGUAAAGUGGACCUGUGCUCCCACGGCACCGUGGAGCGAACCGUCCGGCAGCUGGAGCGAGUCCUGAAGCAGCCGGGCUGCAACAAGGUGCCCAUGGUGGUGGCGAGCCCCGACGACGCCGUGACGGCCGCGCAGCAGUUCACUCAGUCCGCAUGCAUCACGCCUAUCUUCACCCUGUCCAGUGUGUCUGGAGAGAGUCUGGACCUCCUGAAGGUUUUCUUGAACAUCCUCCCUCCACUGAGCAACAGCAAGGAGCAGGAGGAGCUGAUGCAGCAGCUCACCGAGUUCCAGGUGGAUGAGAUCUACUCAGUUCCUGAUGUCGGGACGGUGGUGGGAGGAACUCUGUACAGACGAGUCCUCGGCAGUGAUGACACUGUGUGUUUCAGCGGAGUGUGCAGGGAGGGCGAGAGGCUGGUGGUCGGUCCGACUGACGAGGGCCGUUUCCUGCGUCUGAAGGUGGGCAGUAUCCAGAGGAACCGCUCGGCCUGCAGAGUGCUGCGGGCCGGACAGGCCGCCACGCUGGCUCUGGGGAACUUUGACCGCUCGCUGCUGCGCAAGGGCAUGGUGAUGGUCAGCCCCAAGAUGAACCCGACCAUCUGCUGUCAGUUCGAAGCCGCCAUCGUCCUUCUCUUCCACGCUAAGACCUUCCGCCGGGGGUCACAGGUCACCGUGCACGUCGGCAACGUCAGGCAGACGGCCACUGUGGAGUGCCUUCACGGGAAGGACGAGCUGCGUACAGGCGAGAGAGCCGUGGUUCGCUUCCGCUUCAUCAAACACCCCGAGUACCUGCGGCUGGGCGCCAAGCUGCUCUUCAGGGAGGGCGUCACCAAAGGCAUCGGCCACGUCACCCGCCUGCUGCCCCCCUCCCAGAACCACGACCAGAACCAGAACCACGACCAGAACCUGCAGGAGCAUUAAAGACCUCCUUCCCCCAUCGCAGCGGCGACAGAUGUUGAGCUCCGUGAGAACUUUGUCUGGACAGACGUCAUCGACGCACAUCUGAUCGGGUUUACUCUCCCGCCACAUGUCGGCGUAUUAAUCCGCCUGUCCAGGAUCUAUAGUUCUGUCCUCAUUCGCUCCCGCUGUGAUGUCAGAGAGUCCAUCAUCAUCAUCUUCCUCCCAGCAGACGUCCGCGUCUUCAGUUAAAGCCGGCUGACCUCAGCGGAUUUAAGCCCGGACGGUUAAUCUGAUGUCGUGCCACCGUUUGAAGAGGCUCCUUUUUCUCGGCGGUCGUGAGAAGACGGCGGGAUUAUUUUUGGGGGGAUUUGAGGAAUGGUUUUAAAGCGCUGCUUCAGACCGCUGCCCUCUCUGCUCCGCCCAAACAUCUCUGCACACUCAGACUGAACGGGACAUUUGAGGAGGGGGAUUAUUUACAGGAGGAGUUUCAGCAGUCUGAGGUGGAUUUCUUGAUAUUUUUGUCUGCUCAUCAAACAUUUAGGACCAUAAUGUUUUUUAUUUGCUUGUUUCAGCCCAUAAAUUUCAAGUCGUGAAAGUUUUAUAUCACUGCUGAGUUUCCACGGAGCGCGGUGAAGGUCAAGGGUCAUUUUUUUUGACAGUUUGUGUGGACAAACAAGACGUAUAAUAACGUAAGUUAUUGUAGGAGUAUGAAAUAUAGUUAAAGGUGUUUUUUUAUACAGCGGGUAAAGCUACAUCUAUUUUCAUUAUCAGUUAAUCUGUUAAAUAUUUUGGCUUAAUUAAUCAUUUGGUCGGCAAAAUUUCAGAAAAUAGUGAAAAAUGUCCAUCUCAGUUCCCCACAGUCCGAGGUGACGUCUUCAAACGUCCGAAACCCAAAGACCGUCUGUUCACAAUCAUAUGAAACAGAGAAAAGCAGCUAAUCCUCACACUGGAGAAACUGAAGCCAGAGAAUGAGGAGUUUUUGAUUGAUGAGUGAUUUAGGAUUUAUGAAGGUUUCUGUCAAUUAAUUUUCUGUUGAUCAACUAAUCGGCUAAUCGUUUCAGGACUAGUUUCAGGCUAACUGCAUGAUGUCUGAGAGAGAUGUGGAGAAACUUCUGACUUUGCCUGUUAAACACAGCGUUGAGCUGUCUGACGUCCCUUAAACAUGACAGAUUGUGUAACAUUAUGCUAGUUUGUGUGCUCAAACUUACCUGAAGGUAUGAAUUACUAAUUCGUGGAUUCGUUUCUGGAGUCGAAAUAAACCCCCAUUUUUAAUUCUCACGUAAGAGUUCAACUUUGGCGAAAUGUGACACGUGAGCGUGACGCCAACGACCAACAGCAAUCCGUCUCGACAGUUCAAGAAACGGAGAUCUAGAGUCCAGAAUGGAGGACGCUGUCAUAUUAGCUGUGUUACACCAUCCUGCUCUGCUGGACUAUAAACUGCUCCAAAACUAAAAGUCAGUGCAACAAAUACGUCUCUUCAGUAAACUGUGAUAACGUUUUGUCCCGAGAGCAACCGAGCUAGCUGGCUUGCUAACUGCCAGUUGGAAAGUGGGCUAUUGUGGCUAGCUAGCAUGUUAGCUUAUCCUCCAGCACUCUGCAUUUCACGAAGACACGUUGAUGAAUGUCGCUUCAUUUGAGAUCUCGCAUCACUAACGUGUGCGUGGGAUUUAUUCAUUGGAGAUAAAUUAAUAAUUUGUGCUCACAAGUUAAAAAGAAAAUGACUCUUGACUCCUCCGGGACUCCGUACACACCACCAGAGUUUAGACUGAUUUGACUGGACGGGAUUAUAUUGCUCUAGUUUUUUAUGCCGCAAUCUGAAAAAACACCAGCUCGUUCUGUGAUUCUUUGUUCUUUUGCACUUUAUUCACUGUUAAUCAUUCUGAUGAAUCCCUUCUGCCCGGUCAGCGUGGCUCUGGAUCACGUACAGAAACCAGUUGACAUUUGUUUUGUUUUUUUCCCCAAUUCAACCUGGCAUUGAUUAGCAGUCCAGCAAGAUGCCUGAUGUUGGUACAUUUUGUUUGUGGCUGCUCAGUCGGUCGAAUCAAAAUCAGCAACUUUGACACACAAUAAACCACAAUUUUGGAGGCUGAUGUAUUGAUGAAGUAUUGGAGGAAGCUGUUGGCUUCACUGGCUCUUUGCUUUUCAGAUAAAAGAUAAAUCAUUAUGUAAAUGUGUUUUGGACAAAACGCGUUGGUUUUCUCACUUAACAGCCGCACAGUUUGUUGAGAUUGACGUCGUCGGUUCAGCUUUUUAACUCGAGUUGCUUUUGAAAUGUUGACGCCUGUACAUUCAGUAUCUGCAGUUACAAACGACAUCAUCUUGGUUUCCAGUUUGUUCUGACUAUCCGUUCAUGUUUAACGAUGAUAUAAAAAGUUUGUAGGUUUGAUGUACCAGGCAGCUUUUUGCAGCUAAACAUAACCCGCAUGCUCUUUGACUGGCAGAAAAAAACCCUCUAAUCUUCUCAUUUAAACUAUGAAAUAUGUAUCCAGUGUUGAAACAGUUUCUAAUUUUAUUUUUUUGAGGUUCUGUGCAAUUGUAAACCUAAAUAUCGAAUGUACUUUCCAUGGAUCCUGUGUAGCAUUUCAAAUUGCUUACUGUUCAAAUGGAGUUGCCGUUGACUUUGCACUUUGUAUUCUGAUUCUGCAUGCGUGUUGAGAUCUGCAGCGUCGGAGCUCUGCUGAUUCUGCAGAACGACGCUGAGCUGAGAGGUCAAAGCGUGAGACCGUCUGACACAAACGCUACAGCUGAACAUUUAAACAUCGAAGAGUGGAUUUAUAAGUUUGUUUUUCCUGACCGUCCCUCUAGCUAAUAAAUAAACUGUUAAAGUGAAAAAUGAAA